This is a messenger RNA of Labrus bergylta (ballan wrasse), 4158 nucleotides long. RefSeq names its product immunoglobulin-like and fibronectin type III domain-containing protein 1. Gene Ontology annotation, molecular function: protein binding. The record is from RefSeq and is a predicted model, not a curated record. NCBI's taxonomy places the organism in Eukaryota, Metazoa, Chordata, Actinopteri, Labriformes, Labridae.
AUGUUUAAAAUACGUAAAGCUAAGGACGAGGAGCCAACGGCCCCGGGCCAGGUGAAAAUAAAAAAGAGGUCAAAAGUGCCUGGAGUUAUGAUAACCCAGUAUGUGGAAGAACUUCCUGAAGGCAUGACCACCCCAGAUUUCACCCGGAAACCCAUUUCUAUAACCAUACAAGAAGGAAAACCGAUUAUCUUCAAAGCAGUGAUUAUUGGUAAACCAACACCUACCGUCACCUGGGCGAGAAAUAAUGGAGAAAUUAAUGAAGAAAGGUGUCAAAUCAUCCAUGACAAAAGUUCAGGAGAGUACCAACUAAAGAUGCCAGACGUAUGCGUGGAUCUAGCUGAUACCUACAAGUGUUAUGCCAGGAAUGAGUACGGAAAAGCUGUUGUGACUGCUACACUUAAUGUUAUUGAGGUUGGCUUCAAAAAGAGCAGAGCCAUGCAAGAAUCAAGAACAGCUAUCCGAGAGAUACCAGAGGACUUCAAAAAGGCCUUGAAACAUAACGUUGAUAUUGAUGCAAAAGAAGAUACAAAAACAGAAAUUGAUAACAAGUUUUGGGAACUGUUGAUGAGUGCUGACAAGAGGGAUUAUGAAAGCAUCUGUGCUCAGUAUGGUGUCACAGACUUUCGUGGGAUGUUGAAAAAACUAAAUGAGAAGAAGAUUGAAAGAGAGCACCAGCAGGAAAAGGUUGUUGAAAGGCUUUGCAAUCUAAAGCCUAUUGAACUGAAAUCUGAUGGUGAUGCAGAGUUUGAACUUGAAAUGACAAUGAGAGACCCUACAAGCAAAAUCUUCUUGUUCAAGGAUGGAGUCAUGAUUCCCUUUGAUGCAGACACAGAUAUAAAACAUGGACUGAAGCAAGUGGGAAAGAAGUUUGUGUUUAGCAUCAAUGGUGUUGAUGCUGAGGAUGCAGGAUUAUACCAAGUUGAGGUUGAUGGAGUUAAGAUCUUCUCGACAGAUUUCAAACUUCCCCCUGUAGACUUCCUGGUUAAGAUUCAAGAUGUGAAAGCAGAGGAGAGAGAGGAUGCUGUUUUUGAGUGUGUUAUCUCACACCCCCUGAAAAAGAUAACUUGGAUGGGAAAGAAUGUCACACUUGAGCAAGGGGAAAAAUAUGACAUCCUGGUGUCCGAGGACAUGUUGAUUCAUUCGUUGGUGGUGAAGGACUGCGUUCCAUUGGACAAAGGAAUAUAUGCGGCGGUGACUGGAAUGGCAUCCUGCAGUGCAUGGCUUAUUGUGGAAGCGGACAAAGAUCCAAAAGGGAAGAAGAAAGCUCGCAAAACAACCAGAGCAGGAGGUGGUGGACCUGAGCUUUUGAAGAUUGCUCAGGAGCAACAGGCCAAGGUACAAAAAGAGAGAGAUGAGUUAAUUGCAAAAGUAAAAGCUGAGGCAGAAGCAGCAGCAGCUGAAAAAGCAGAAGCUGAAGCGAAAGCUAAAGCAGAAGCAGAGGCCAAAGCAGAAGCCAAAGCUAAAGCUAAAGCAGAAGCCAAAGCAAAACCAAAGGAAAAAACAGAUGGAAAGACGAAGACUAAAACAAAGGCCAAGGCAAAGGCAAAAGCAGGAGGGGAAGAUAAGGCAGAUGCAACCAAUGCUGUAGAGGAGGAGGAGGAGGAGGAGGAGGAGGAUGAAGAGCUGGAAAAUGAAGAGGAAGAGGCUUCAGAGCCCAAGAAAAAGGUACAAACAAAGGAAGGAGAGGCUCCUGCUGACACUGAAGAAGAGGAGCCACUUCAAGAGAAAAGAAAAAGAGUGAGAAAUGGCCCACUUGUCCCUGAUACAGUCAUUGAACAAGGAGUAUACUUCACCAGCGGUCUGUCAGAUGUAACCACCAUUAUUGGGACUAAUGCAGAACUGGUCUGCAGGCUGAGCAAUGAGGAAUGUGAUGGAGUCUGGUACAAAGAAGGAGAAGAGAUAACAGCUACAGAUAAUAUCUGUAUUGUAAAAGAUGGGACCUUUCGCAAACUAAUUAUCAAAAACUGCACAGAAGAUGAUGCUGGAAAGUACAGAUGUGAGGCCGAUGGCCGUAAAACAGAGGCUGUGCUGAAAGUUGAAGAUCCACCCAGAAUUACCCCCGAGGACCUCCCUGAGUUCAUAAAACCUGUUACAAUAAAAACUGGGAAAGAUGCAGCUUUCAAAGUCACUUUUCUUGGCCGGGAACCACUGAAGAUACAGUGGUACAAUGAGGGUGACGAGCUUUUGGAGGACACCCAUAUCAAGAUCGAAAAGUCUUCCUCACACAGCCGCCUGCUGUUAACCAAGUGCCAACGCAAAACCACAGGAGAAAUUAAGAUCAAGAUUAAAAAUGAGUGUGGAACAACUGAAGCCAUCACACAGCUUGUUGUAUUAGAUAAACCAACACCACCCCUCGGCCCAGAGGAUAUCAUUGAAAGUUCUUCAGCUUGCAUUGAUUUCAAAUGGAGGGCCCCAAAAGACAAUGGAGGUUCCCCUAUCACAGACUACAUCCUGGAGCGCCAGCAAAUUGGACGCAACAGCUGGAAGAAAUUAGGCAAGAUUGGCCCAGAGCCUAAAUACAGGGAUUCUGACGUGGAUCAUGGUAGAAAGUACUGCUACCACAUCAGGGCAGAAACUGAUUAUGGUAUCAGUGAAAUGAUGGAGACUGACGACAUUCAGGCAGGGACAAAAGCAUACCCUGGAGCUCCCUCUACGCCAAAAAUUGUUAGUGCUUUCAAAGACUGUAUCAAUCUUGCUUGGUCUGCACCUACCAAUACUGGAGGAACCAACCUUUUUGGAUACAACAUUGAGAAACGCAAGAAUGGGAGUAAUCUGUGGAGUCAAGUCAAUCCACCGGAUCAGCCCAUUAAAGAGAAAAAGUAUGCAGUGAAGGACGUCGUUGAAGGCAUUGAGUAUGAGUUCCGUGUAUCAGCUAUCAACAUUUCUGGUGCUGGAGAGCCAAGUACACCUUCUGAAUUUGUGAUUGCAAGAGAUCCAAAGAAGCCCCCUGGUAAAGUCAUUGACCUGAAAGUGACAGACUCCACAUACACCACUUUAUCACUGGGCUGGACCAAACCCACUGAGGAGGAAGGGGUUCAAGAUGAGGCCAAAGGAUACUUUGUGGAGCUUAGACCAGCAGAAGACCCGGAAUGGGGUCGCUGUAACUCCACUGCUAUCAUUAUGAACUCCUAUACUAUUAUGGGUCUGAAGUCUAUGGCCAUGUACUGGGUAAGAGUUUUAGCCACUAAUGAGGGUGGAGAUGGUGAGCCUCAAGAGCUGGACAACUACAUCAUUGCAAUGCCUCCUCCAGUGAAACCUCAAUUCACUGACAAAAAAAUAAAGAACUUCAUGGUGAUGAGAGCUGGAAACUCUGUUCGCAUCAACUUUAACUUUCAGGCCUCUCCUGUACCAAUUAUUAAUUGGCUUAAGGACGGUCUUCCCGUGGCCAAGCAUGUGACAGUGAGCAACACAGACACAUCAUCACAGCUAAUCAUUGCUGCAUCAGAACGUCAUGACACUGGAAUCUACACAAUCAUUGUGAAGAACAUUGUUGGUCAAGAGACCUCUAGUGUUGAGAUAAGAGUCACAGAUGAGCCAAAGCCUCCAGGCCCUGUGGAACUUGAUGAGAACGUGAUGGGAACCGUGACAGUCUCCUGGACGCCCUCUCCAGAUGAGAAGAAGGAUGACAGGCUGCACUACAUUGUCACCAAGCGUGAUUCUGUCAAACGUUCUUGGCAAACUGUGGCAGACCACCUCUUCAACAAUAAGUUCACUGCCAUCAACAUCAUGCCUGGAAGGCAGUAUAAGUUCCGGGUAUAUGCCAAGAAUGACAUGGGGCUAUCCAAACCCUCUGAGUCAGCUCCAUGGGAAGUACAAAGAACAAAAGAGACAUUUUCAUUGAACCUCCCUGUCUCUAAGGAUUGCAGUUUUGAGAUGCCCCCUGCAUUCUCUGUUCCUCUUAAAAAGCACAAUAGUCCAGAGAGCUAUGAAUGCUACAUGAGUUGUGCGGUGACAGGAAACCCCAGACCCCACGUCACCUGGUACAAAAAUAACGUCAGCCUCAACACCAACACCAACUACUACAUCACCAACACAUGUGGAGUGUGCUCAAUGGUGAUUCUCAAAGUCGAUUCCAAGGACUGUGGGGAAUACACAGUCAUGGCUGAAAACCCUCUGGGCAGGGUGGAGUGUUCAUCUAAACUUGUUGUUAAAGAUUAA